This is a messenger RNA of Acaulospora morrowiae, 2874 nucleotides long. NCBI's taxonomy places the organism in Eukaryota, Fungi, Glomeromycota, Glomeromycetes, Diversisporales, Acaulosporaceae. The record is from the annotation of a GenBank genome assembly.
AUGGCGACCGAGGCUUGUUACACCAUUAUCCAUCAAGAUGAUAGCUUGGAUCAACCUUCCCUGCAAGAGCUCAAGGCGGCAUUGGAAAAGGGCUCGGAGGAAGCCAAAAUUGAUACGAUGAAAAAAAUUUUAGUCACAAUGUUAAAUGGCGAUCCGCUUCCUCAAAUUCUCAUGCAUGUCAUUCGUUUUGUAAUGCCUUCUAAGAAUAAAGUUUUGAAGAAAUUACUUCAUUUCUAUUGGGAAAUUUGUCCCAAAACGAAUCCCGAUGGAAAGCUAAAGCAAGAAAUGAUAUUGGUGUGUAACGCCCUGAGGAAUGAUCUGCAACAUCCCAAUGAAUACAUAAGAGGAGCAACGCUUCGCUUCCUUUGCAAGUUACGCGAACCAGAGUUACUGGAGCCAUUGUUACCUUCGUGUCGUUCUUGCUUGGAACAUCGGCAUUCUUACGUAAGGAAGAAUGCGGUAUUCGCAAUCUACACCAUAUACAAGCAUUUUGAAUACCUUAUCCCAGAUGCACCGGAGUUAAUUCAAAGUUUUUUAGUUGCUGAAGCCGAUCAAACAUGCAAACGAAAUGCAUUUGUUAUGCUUUGCAACACUAAUCAAUCGCGUGCGGUCGAAUAUCUUAACGAUAUAUUUGAUCAAGUUCCCAACUUUGACGAAUUAUUGCAGUUGGCAGUAAUCGAACUGAUCAGGAAGGACUGUAGAAAUAACAACAUAAACAGAGGGAAAUAUAUCCGGUGUAUUUUUGAUCUGUUAAAUGCGUCGUCGUCAUCGGUCAAAUACGAAGCAGCGACAUCACUAAUGGCACUUACACAUGCGCCCGCAGCCGUCAAAGCUGCUGCAUCUUGUUUUAUCGAGUUAAUCAUCAAGGAAUCUGACAACAACAUAAAGUUAAUUGUGUUGGAUCGAUUGGAUGAAUUGCGUGAAAAACACGAACAAACUAUGGAUGAUUUGGUACUUGACAUAUUGCGUGUUUUGACCAGGCAUGUUAAUUUGUUGAGCGCUGACAUCGAAGUCAGACGUAAAGCUUUACGUAUUGGGUUAGAAUUGGUUUCGAGCCGAAAUGUUCAAGAAGUGAUUGUUUUCUUGAAAAAGGAACUCAGCAAGACUCUCGAUCAGGAUUACGAAAAGAACAUUGAAUAUCGACAGCUUCUAAUCCAAUCGAUUCAUAGCUGUGCAAUCAAAUUUUCAGAAGUUGCCGCAAAUGUGGUUCAUGUGCUAAUGGAAUUUCUCGGAGAUAACAAUAAUCCAGCCGCGGCGGAUGUAAUAGCAUUUGUUCGUGAAGUAGCCGAGAAAUUCCCAAAUUUGCGAUCAUCCAUAACCGAAAAAUUACUCGAGACAUUUAUGGAUGUCAAAUCUGGCAAAGUAUUCCGAGGAGCCUUAUGGAUUGUUGGCGAGUAUUGUGCGGAAUGUAAAGAUAUCGAAGAUGCUUGGAAACAAAUAAGAGCAGGUCUUGGUGAGAUUCCAAUAUUGGCAUCAGAACAGCGCCUUCUUGAAGAAGUCGAAAAGGAAGAAAAACCAGAGGAUGCAAACCCAGAUACAAAAGUCGCCGGUCCAUCUUCAUCACGACGUAUUCUAGCAGAUGGAACUUAUGCUACAGAAUCCAUAUAUUCGAAUUCAUCCAAUAAUGCAAAACUUGAUGCAUUUAAAGCGGCUGUCAAACCGCCUCUUAGAAUUUUGUUGUUGGGAGGAGACUUCUUUUUUGGCACCGUACUUGCCUCGACUUUGACGAAGUUAGUGAUGCGCUAUGCAGAAGUUUCUAAUGAUCCAAAAAAAACGAACUCCUUUAGAGCUGAGGCCAUGUUGAUAAUGGCUAGCAUUAUCCGAGUAGGACAAUCGCAAUUUGUUUCUACGCCCAUAGACGAAGAUUCGUACGAUCGAAUCAUGUCUUGCCUACACGUGCUAGAGCAAUUAUCAAUUGAUGCAUCAAUCAAGAAUGUAUUUUUACAUGAUACAAAGAAGGCGUAUGCGAAAAUCGUUGAGGCGGAAGAGAAACGUAAUGCGGUAAAAAAAGCCAAAGAUAAAUCAACCGUUGCCGUGCAAGUAGAUGACCUCAUAUCCUUCAGGCAGUUUUCAAAACGCAACCUUGGAGAUGAUGCCGAUGAGUACGAGUUGGAUUUAACUCGCGCCACUGGACAGAGUGAUCCUCGUGACGAUUUGAUUUCAAAGCUUAGUCGCGUUGUCCAAUUGACCGGAUUUUCUGAUCCCGUGUACGCGGAGGCUUAUGUUAAUGUUCAUCAAUAUGAUAUUUUAUUAGAUGUCUUGAUCGUCAAUCAAACUGGGGAGACGCUUCAAAACCUAUCCAUAGAGUUUGCAACUUUAGGAGAUUUGAAACUUGUUGAGAGACCUACACAACACAAUCUUGCACCUCAUAGCUUUCAUAGUGUUAAAGCCACCAUAAAGGUUUCGUCUACCGAAACUGGAGUAAUUUUUGGUAACAUCGUUUACGAUGGUCCCGGCACAACAGAGAGCAGCUGCGUAGUUCUUAAUGACAUUCAUAUUGACAUAAUGGAUUACAUUAACCCUGCGUAUUGUAAUGAAACACAGUUCCGUAGCAUGUGGACAGAAUUUGAAUGGGAGAAUAAAGUCAAUGUUAACACCAACAUAACAGAUUUACGAGAUUACCUAGCUCAUAUAAUGAAGUCCACUAACAUGAGUUGUUUGACUCCCGAGAAUGCAUUAUCAGGAAAUUGCGACUUUUUAUCUGCCAACAUGUACGCCCGUAGCAUAUUUGGCGAAGAUGCAUUGGCUAAUAUAAGCAUUGAAAAACGGACCGACGGUGCUAUCACUGGUCACGUUCGAAUUAGAAGUAAAACACAAGGGAUAGCGCUAAGUCUUGGAGAUAAGAUCACACUGGCACAAAAAGCUGCUGCUUAA